Carassius carassius (crucian carp) is the source of this 4819-nucleotide messenger RNA. Its product is annotated as rho guanine nucleotide exchange factor 6-like. Bases 41 to 2377 code for a protein of 778 amino acids. The transcript is spliced from 22 exons. Gene Ontology annotation, molecular function: protein binding; guanyl-nucleotide exchange factor activity. NCBI's taxonomy places the organism in Eukaryota, Metazoa, Chordata, Actinopteri, Cypriniformes, Cyprinidae. The record is from RefSeq and is a predicted model, not a curated record.
UGUGAGUUGGCGCACUCACAGGCCCAUUGAGCCUAAAACUAUGAACCCUGAAGAGCAGACUGUUACGUGGCUAAUAACAUUAGGCGUGCUUAAUUCACCCAAAAAGAAUAUCGCUGACCCGGAGGAAUUUCUGAAAACCUCUCUCAAAGAUGGGGUCGUCCUGUGUAAGCUUAUGGAACGAGUGCAUCCUGGAGCCAUCGUAAAGUACUCAACUGAACCUAGAUGCGAAGCGGACUGCCUCGCAAACAUUCGAGAGUUUCUAAAAGGAUGCCAGUCUCUAAAGGUUGAGGGCUUUGAUGCAGAAAGCUUAUAUACUGGGGAGAACUUCAACAAGGUUCUGUCAACACUCUCAGCAAUAAACAUCGCCACUCAAGAUCGUACCCCUAAUAGAUCAUGUCCUCAGUCCAGUGGCUCUGCAUCUAGCCUGUCAGCCCCUUCACAAGCUGCUCCCACAUUAAAGUCCAGCAGGUCUUUACGGAGGCAGUCAAAAGCUUUGGAUAUGUCGGAGAAUGGAGGGGGCGGGCAUCUGGUUGUCAAGGCACGAUUUAAUUUCAAGCAGAACAAUGAGGACGAGCUGUCUUUCAGCAAGGGUGAGCUGAUCCAGGUCACACGCCAGGAGGACGGUGGAUGGUGGGAGGGAACCCUUAACGGCAAAACCGGCUGGUUCCCUAGCAAUUACGUCCGAGAGGUCAAGCCAUGUGAGAAGCCAAUUUCUCUGAAAGCAAUAAAAGGACUUGACGUUCCUCAGCUGACUAAAAAUUAUUACAAUGUGGUGGUGCAAGACAUCUUGGAGCAUGAGAGAGAAUUUGUUAAGGAACUGCAGACGGUCCUGGGCUGCUACCUGCGCCCUCUACAGACCAGCGACAAGCUGUCUAGUGCGGACUGCUCCAGUCUGAAUGGGAAUUUAGAGGACAUCCUCUCGUUCCAACAGGGACUGUGUCUUGCCUUAGAGGAGUGCUCCAAGAUGCCAGAGGUCCUGCAGCGGAUUGGUGCCUGUUAUCUGAACCUGAUGUGUCAGAUCAGAACGCUGUACUUGUCCUACUGCUCCAGCCAUCCUUCUGCAGUCUGUGUGCUGACUGAUCACAGUGAGGAGCUGGACAAGUUCAUGGAGAGUCAUGGAGCCAGUGCUCCUGGUAUCCUGACCCUCACCACCAGCCUGAGCAGACCCUUCAUGAGGCUCGAUAAGUACCCCACCCUCCUGCAGGAGCUUGAGCGACAUGUGGAGGAGGCGCAUCCAGAUUACAGUGACAUUCUCAAAGCAACAGUGGCUUUUAAAAAUCUUGUGACUCAGUGUCAAGAUUUGCGUAAAAGAAAGAACUUGGAGUUACAGAUCUUGUCGGAGCCAGUGCGGGGCUGGGAGGGCGACAGCAUGAAGUCACUGGGUCAGGUGGUCUACACGUCACAGGUCCACAUCCAGAGCAGUUUAAAUGAGGAAAAGGAAGAGCGGUACUUCAUGCUGUUUCCCAAUGUGGUAGUCAUGCUGUCCGCCAGCCCAAGAAUGAGUGGUUUUAUUUACCAAGGACGUCUCCCAUUGACUGGAACCACUGUAACCAAACUGCCAGAGGAUGCAGAGACAGGCCAUUAUGCUUUCGAGUUCACAGGGGGGACGAUAGAUCGCACCACAGUGUUCUGCAGUAGUGCACAGGAGCAGCUGGAGUGGUUAGAACAUCUUCAUGCUUACACCAAGGAAGGGAGUCCAGUCGGAACAAUAAUAAAGAGUGUUGAUGGUAAACCUACAACCAUGACUAGCACGUCGUCCCACCACUUGCACAGUUUCGGUACUGCUGUGGCUAACCGAGGACCCCUCGAACCCCUCAAGAUCACCAAGCCAUGGUCCUUAAGCUGUCUGAGACCUGCGCCUCCCCUUAAGCCAUCUGCUGCCCUCGGUUAUAAAGAGAGGAUGUCUUAUAUCCUGAAGGACACUAGUAAAAGCCCCAGAACCAGACCCAAGUUCCUUCCAAAGAGAAAAACGGAGAGAAAAGCAUCAGAUGAUGAUGCCCUGCUUAGAAAAAGCACAGCGGCGCUAGAGGAGGAUGCCCAGAUACUCAAAGUGAUUGAGGCCUACUGCACUGGAGCCAGUCUCCACCAAUCCACCACAGCUGUUCGUAAGGAGUGCAUCCCCCAGGUCCUGCUUCCAGAAGAAGAGAAGAUUAUUGUUGAGGAGGUCAAGAGCAAUGGCCAGACGAUCAUUGAGGAAAAAAGUCUUGUUGAUGCCGUUUACGCUCUAAAAGAUGAAGUCCAUGAAUUAAAAAAGGAGAAUAAAUGGAUGAAGCAGUGUCUGGAAGAGGAACAGAAGUCCCGUAAGGAGUUAGAGCGUAUAGUCAGAAAGUUGGCCAAGCAGAAGAAUGACUGUUCCUGGGAUGAUGGAGGUCACUAAAGAACACUCGCCAGCUGCAUGUAUGUGUUUCUGUGUCUGUGUGUCCUCACAAAUGUGUUUUUUAUGUGUUUUUCCAUCACAUUACAUACUGAACGUUGUUUUUGGAAAGUCACCAUGCUGGGAAUUUUCAGCCAUUUCUCAUCAAAUGUUUUUUUUUUUUUUUGGACAAGAUGCAAUGAGAAUAUCAACUCUGAUUAGUGACUGUGUUUUUCUCGCCAUGCUGAAGAAUAUCCCCGUGCGGUCUGCUUCACGCUCCUGUGGUGUGACAUUCUGAGAACAAAACAGGAACUGUUCUGGAAGACCAAGUGAACUGCUUCUUAAGUAUUUUGUGAUUUGCAUAAAACCUGUCCAUUUUUCGUCUGGUUCACUCAAGCGCUCCAAGAAGAAGCAUCACAGAAAAGAUGAUGGAAUCUCUUGUUUUUCGAACUGAACAAAUAUCUGCCUCACUUUAUGACAGUUACUGGUCAUGGACAAAAUAAAUUCAAUGACAUUCAGCCCCACAAACAGCAUUCCAACUCAAGCCACUAUUGCACAAGUAAAAAAAGUAUUCUGUUAAUGGCGUAAGAGAAGAUAUUUGUGGCUGAACAUUGCAGGACUCCACCGUAUCCACAAGUAUUGUUCUUUUCAGUCCUUUUUCUGUUUUAAAAUGUGAAAACGGUUGCUCAAGGUACCUUUUAGGUCACAAAUGAACAAGAUUGAGAUUUGUAGUUUGCACCUGAUUGCCAUGCUUUUUCUUUUUAGUUUGAGUUUCAUCUCCAUGGGUACACGGUAUUUCUAAAACAGCCGUUAUGUUACAUAAUCAUGCUUCUGAUAAUCAUCACUAGUUUAAAGCUAUCAGGGAUAUAGAUGUCAGAAAUAGUCGAGUUUAUAAUACGAUACAUCAUAUAAUGUAUGUAUAUCAUAUAUACAGUAUAAAUAUGUAUAUAUCAUAGAUGUUAUGGCAAAAGGAACCAUUUAAACUUUUUUUCAUGAUGACAAAACUCCAUUAGGAAAUGUGAUCCUUCUUUUUCAGAGGUUUGAAACUAUUUCAUAUGACUAUUUCACAAAAAUCCAGUAUGUUUGUGGUUUUGGUACUAGGAGCACUUUUAGGACUCGUAAACCAAGUGUUUGUAGAAGCAUACAGUAUACAAUACAAUUCUUUCCAGCAAACUGCUCCCCAUCAGCAAUAGAGCAUAGGGUUGCACCAAACGUCAUUUUUGACAGGAAUGAAAUUGAGGUUUUGAGGGAUAGAAGUAUAGCACAUUCAGUGGAUUGUACAGUGGCUUAACAACAUACCGAUUGUUCAGCUUACAGUAGUUUGAAUGUUGUGAAAUUAUGACCUAGGUCCUUAAUACAGCGGAUACCAUGGGAAAGACUGUACAUCUAUCCCUCACAGCCUAGUUUUCAUAUACCUGACUAAAGUCUGUUGCACUGGAGGUGCUUUUUCUUACUCAUUUGUACUCUGCGUGAUACAUAUUUUCUUCUUGAACACUUGACAUUUUAACUGUUGCAAGUUAAAUCAAAUGAAAAAGUCAUUACACAGACAGUUACACAAUUACACUGUGUCUGCAGCGCUUAACCUUUCUUUCUUAACUAAUCGUUACCGAUCAUAACCGUGACUAAUGUUUUCAUUCGCUGUGGAUCAGAAAUGUGAUCUCUAUCUUAAGCAGUGAAGAAAUGCAUGCAUUUUUUUUUUUUAUCUCACCAGCAGACACCUCCGGAGCAUUGCUGUGGCAAUACAAUGCAAUAUGGAACUGGUUUGUUGUUACUAUGCAAGAGCCAGUUUUUCUCUUGGAAGGAGUAUACUGUAUAAUAUAUUCUUCCGAUUAGGCAAUAAGAUGUGCUCUGAGGUACAAAUAUAACGCUGUCACUGACUGUGGUACUAUGUGAAAAUCUGUUUCUUGUUUGUGUGCGUGUAAUUAACCUUGCAUGCCAUUGUGUUACACAUAGCCUUAAAUAUUAUUUCAAAGUCUUAACCCUGAUUCUAUUGUUGUUGUUGUCUUGAAAUUUUAAAACAUCGGUCUAAAAUUUGAGCCUCUGCAUUGGUAAAUGUGAUAUUUCUGAUGGUCUGUUUAUGUGUUAUUUGAAAGAGAGACUGAUUUGAUCAGUAGGUUAUGCAAGUAUGUAUAGUACCAUGUGGAAACAUGUUGUUUGUUAAAGAUGGCUACUGAUCUCACUGAAAGGAAAUUCACUUUUUUUUCUCCUAAUGAAUAGCAUUCAUCAUAAAAAUGAAUCGCACUUUCAGGUGAUCAUAAGGGUUGAAGAAUGUCCACAUUAGUUUCCUCUUAAAAGUGCCCAUGUCUGCAGAACAAAAGAUAUGUUUUAUUUUUUGCGAAGCUGACCUAUGCAAUAUAAAAGCUAUAUAUAUAAUUUUAUUGUUGUUUUUUCCACUAGUGCUUAUGUUUUUAUUUUGUCCUCAUUUCAAUAAGGAAUUGUUUUAAUAAAAUAACAUCAUGUUAAUAA